GAGGAAAUGAAAUUACCAGUGAUUGACUAUGAACACCUAAUGGAAACCUACAAUUACACGCCCAAGAUGAUGAAAAAUUGGGCCACUGAAAACGAGACUUUCGACAAGCAGCUUGAUGGCCCGGAUGUUCCUGUGGGAGUUUUGGAAUCUAUUAUUGAGAGGGGAAAACUUAUUGAUGACCUGUACAGAGUUUUUGAAAGUGAAAUCAAUGAUGAUCAAAAGAAGGCGAUGAAGAAGAAAGUCUAUGAUGCUGUUAAGCCAGAUGACAAACUACAGACCCUGCUUGAGAAGCUCAAAUUAGAACGCAAAGAAAAGGAAAAAGCAGAUAAGAAAUCGGAAGCUCAGCAAAAAGCACCACCGAAACAAAAGCAGCCGCAACCGCACCAACAGGGAAAGGGGAAAGAAAAGAGGAAAAAGCGGAGAUAAAAAAAAAAUAUAUAUUUAGUUUGUGGGCUGGGGCUUUAUCUAUUCUGAUCAUGGUUGUUAUCAUUAGUGAUUUAGUGGGAUGAUAGAAUAGCAACAACCACAUUAAGGGAAAGGAAAGAGUGGAAAGGAGAAAUGAGAAGGAUAUACUAUAAAUUUUGGGGCCUUGGCUGUACUCUGAUUAUGGCUGUUUUCAUUGCUGAUUAAGUGUGGAAUGAUAGAAUAUUAAAUGCUUGUUAUGGGAUCUUUUUUUAUAUAUCUUGCUUUUCUGAUAGUUUA
Mya arenaria is the source of this 702-nucleotide messenger RNA. RefSeq lists its product as uncharacterized. Bases 7 to 426 code for a protein of 139 amino acids. NCBI's taxonomy places the organism in Eukaryota, Metazoa, Mollusca, Bivalvia, Myida, Myidae. The record is from RefSeq and is a predicted model, not a curated record. The transcript is spliced from 2 exons.